Messenger RNA from Orycteropus afer afer, 3161 nucleotides. RefSeq names its product inositol polyphosphate-5-phosphatase J (gene INPP5J). Lineage: Eukaryota; Metazoa; Chordata; Mammalia; Tubulidentata; Orycteropodidae. Gene Ontology annotation, biological process: phosphatidylinositol dephosphorylation; negative regulation of peptidyl-serine phosphorylation. The record is from RefSeq and is a predicted model, not a curated record. Gene Ontology annotation, cellular component: cytoplasm; ruffle; plasma membrane. Gene Ontology annotation, molecular function: phosphatidylinositol-4,5-bisphosphate 5-phosphatase activity; phosphatidylinositol-3,4,5-trisphosphate 5-phosphatase activity.
GUGGGCUCCAGUUUUCAGCUCCCAAUGAAGGAGAAUGCAGCCCUGAGACCCUCAAAACCAAGGUUGGCGCUGGCACCUGUCGGGCCACAGGCAGUUAUGUCACCUUCCUCGGAAGAGCCAAGGCUGACUCCGGCGUCUCCGCGACCCAUCCUGGCACGACUGUCUACCCCCGGGGGACAGAAAACAUCUCCUGCCGGCCGAAGCUCCAGCUUGGCUCCAACAUCUGUAGGCCACCUGGUGAUGUCUGCCUCGGCUGGGCCAAAGCCUCCCCCAACGACCUCAGGUUCCAUCCUGGCUCCGGCCUCCCUGGGGCAGCUAGUGAUGUCUGCCUCAGCAGGACCCAGGUCUCCCCCAGCCACCUUGGGGCCCAGUCUGGCUCCAGCUUCCAGGGACCAGAAGCAGGUGCCACCCAACUCCAUGGGACCCAAGCCAGCACUGGCAGCGUCGGGCCUGAGCCUGGCUCUGGCUUCGGAGGAGCAACACCCACUAUCCCCCACCAGCCCCUCCUUGCUGCCUACUCCAAUUCUGUCACCCUCUCAGGAACAAGCCCCAGCCCCAACAUCCAUGACAUCAGCCCCUGCCUCUGUGGGAUGGACACCUGCUAGACAGAGGGAUGCCCCAGCCCUUAGACCUCUCCCUUCUGAGGGGCAUCUCCAACCUCCAACUCAGGCAUCUGGUCCUGUGUGCUCUCCAUCCUCAACCCAGGCUCCUCCAGAUCCCCGGUUCUCCCCUUCCUUCCGAGCCCGGCCCGAGGCCCCCCGCAAUAGCCCUGAAGAUCCUGCCCUGCCGCGACCACCCCAGACUCUGCCCCUGGAUGUGGGCCACAGCCCUCCAGAACCUGGCACCCGCUCCCCUGGACUGCUGUCCCCCACCUUCCGGCCGGCGGGCCUCUCAGCCCAGACAGUACCCCCACCUCUGCCCAAACCACCCAGGUCUCCCAGUCGCUCCCCUAGCCGCUCCCCCGGUGCCCCCCUGGCUUCUGAGAUGGCCCUCCCCAGGCCUGGAAUCCAGGCUGCAGGGCCUGACGGGCACCUGAGCCCCAGCCUUCAGCCUCGGGAAGCCCCAGCCCCGAUCACCACCUCUCCUCCUAUGUCCACCUCAUCAUCCUCCUCUUGGUCAGCACAGCCUACCUGCAAGAGUGACCCUGGCUUCCGGAUCACUGUGGUCACGUGGAACGUGGGCACUGCCAUGCCCCCCGACGAUGUCACGUCCCUCCUCCACCUGGGCGGCGGUGAGGACUGCGACGGUGCCGACAUGAUCGCCAUAGGGCUGCAGGAAGUGAACUCCAUGAUCAACAAGCGGCUGAAGGACGCGCUCUUCACGGACCAGUGGAGCGAGCUCUUCAUGGACGCGCUGGGGCCCUUCAACUUUGUGCUGGUGAGCACCGUGCGGAUGCAGGGAGUCAUCCUGCUGCUCUUCUCCAAGUACUACCACCUGCCCUUCCUGCGGGACGUGCAGACGGACUGCACGCGUACCGGCCUGGGCGGCUACUGGGGCAACAAGGGCGGAGUAAGCGUACGCCUGGCAGCCUUUGGGCACAUGCUCUGCUUCCUCAACUGCCACCUGCCGGCGCACAUGGACAAAGCGGAACAGCGCAAAGACAACUUCCAGACCAUUCUCAGCCUCCAGCAGUUCCAGGGGCCUGGGGCUCACGGCAUUCUGGACCACGACCUAGUGUUCUGGUUUGGCGACCUGAACUUCCGCAUCGAAAACUAUGACCUGCAUUUUGUCAAGUUCGCCAUCGAUAGCAAUCAGCUCCACCAGCUCUGGGAGAAGGACCAGCUCAACAUGGCCAAGAACACCUGGCCCAUCCUGAAGGGUUUCCAGGAGGGACCCCUCAAUUUUGCGCCCACCUUUAAGUUUGAUGUGGGGACCAAUAAAUAUGAUACCAGUGCCAAAAAGCGGAAGCCAGCCUGGACAGACCGCAUCCUGUGGAAGGUCAAGGCUCCAGGUGGCGGUCCCAGCCCCUCAGGACGGGAGAGCCACCGGCUCCAGGUGACCCAGCACAGCUACCGUAGCCACAUGGAGUACACAGUCAGUGACCACAAGCCCGUGGCCGCCCAGUUCGUACUGCAGUUUGCCUUCAGGGACGACAUGCCUCUGGUGCGGUUGGAGGUGGCCGAUGAGUGGGUGAGGCCAGAGCAGGCUGUGGUCAGGUACCACAUCGAAACAGUGUUCGCCCGCAGCUCCUGGGACUGGAUCGGCUUGUACCGGGUGGGUUUCCGCCACUGCAAGGACUACGUGGCUUACGUGUGGGCCAAACAUGAGGAUGUGGAUGGGCACGUCUACCAGGUGACGUUCAGUGAGGAAUCACUGCCCAAGGGCCAUGGAGACUUCAUCCUGGGCUACUACAGCCACAACCACAGCAUCCUCAUUGGUGUCACUGAACCCUUCCAGAUCUCGCUGCCUACCUCGGAGUUGGCUAGCAGCAGCACAGACAGCUCGGGGGCCAGCUCAGAGGAUGAGGAUGACAGCACCCUGGAACUACUUGCACCCAAGUCCCGCAGCCCCAGCCCUGGCAAGUCUAAACGGCACCGAAGCCGCAGCCCAGGUCUGGCCCGCUUCCCUGGCCUUGCCCUUCGACCCUCAUCCCGAGAACGCCGUGGUGCCAGCCGCAGCCCCUCUCCUCAGAGCCGCCGUCUGCCCCGGGUAGCUCCUGACAGAAGUAGUGGUAGCAGCAGCCAGGGCAGUAGUGAGGAGGUGCCCUCCAGGUUGCCUGGCCCCUGGGCCUUCCCACCAGCUGUGCCUCGAAGCCUGGGCCUGCUGCCCGCCUUGCGCCUGGAAAGCGUAGACCCUGGUGGCAGCAGUCGCAGCGGCUCUUGGGGACCUGAUCCGGAUACCCCAGUCUCCAGCAGCCUGUCUCCCAGUCCUCAGGGCCAGCAGGGGCUGGAGGAGGGGGGCCUGGGUCCCUGAGAGGCAGAGUGUGGACCCAUCUGCCCUCUUUGUCCCAAUCUCCCGCAAACCCGCCUGCCUCUUUCCUGCUGCUGUUCCAGCUCAAUCUGCACACCUGGGGUGGUCACCUGGGGCCCCCAAAACUCGGCCACCGCAUCUCAACUGUGACAAUCAGCAAAGCUCCAUCCUGGCCUCCAUCUGGGAUGGAGGUGGGAACUCUGGCAGAUGUCCCAUCCGGGAUGUCAUCGUUAGGAAUUAAAUUCUCUAGC